UGGCAACGAGCAGCAGUUGGUUAGUGCAGAGCUGAGGUAAUUGACCUGCAGGCCAGAGCUGUGUUGUGAGGAGGCGCGCUGAGGACGCCCAUUCCAGAGAGCUGAGAGGCGAGUGUGAGGAGUCUGUCCCACCCAGCUCUACGACAGACCCCCACUGGCUUUCAAAGUACUUCUCAGCAGAAGACGGAGAAUGUCUAUCAGAAGAGCCACCUCAGCCGGCUACAGGAUGCCGGACAGGACUGCAACAAAACUGGCAUCAACUUCCAGCGUCUCUUUAAAUAAGUCCCUUCCCGGGACGCGAAAAGCUCUGUCGCUGUCUGAUCGGGAGAAAGGGAGACAAGCCUGGGGGGAUGCCGUCCAGCAAGACCAGGUGUGGAGGGAGUUUGUAGAAGCCGAAAAACGAGGCGAAAAACAAUGGCAUGAAAACUGGAGCUUCCUAAAAGAGUAUGACGCACUGGGAAAUAAAAAAGAAGUGGAAAAGCCGCCCGAAUAUGUACCAAUUUUUUCCGACCAAGUGCCCAAUACUACCAACCAAAUGAUUGGCAGCAGGAUAAGCACCGACAUGGGUAAAACAUUGGUCCAUAUGGAUUUCUUUCUAACCAGUGGAAAUCAGAAGAAGAGAUUGGGUACGGAACUUCUGCCCUGCUAACCAAUAGUUACACAACGCGGCCUGACCUCUGCUGAGUCCUACACUACUGUCAUGGGUACAAUCCUGAAUAUUGCAGCACGGCGGAUAGAUACGAACACUUAUUAAUGGCCAUUGUUGAUGAAAGAUGAAGCAACGAUUGCCAAUAAACAAUAUUUUGGAUUCAUACAGUAA
This is a messenger RNA of Pseudophryne corroboree (corroboree frog), 820 nucleotides long. It is a transcript of the gene CIMIP5, whose product is annotated as chromosome 4 C2orf50 homolog. NCBI's taxonomy places the organism in Eukaryota, Metazoa, Chordata, Amphibia, Anura, Myobatrachidae. The transcript is spliced from 4 exons. The record is from RefSeq and is a predicted model, not a curated record. The coding region runs from base 191 to 649 and encodes 152 amino acids.